Molecule: messenger RNA, 1008 nt
Organism: Cyphellophora europaea CBS 101466
Lineage: Eukaryota; Fungi; Ascomycota; Eurotiomycetes; Chaetothyriales; Cyphellophoraceae
Exons: 1
Coding region: 1-1008 (335 amino acids)
Source: RefSeq, a predicted model, not a curated record
AUGGCAUUCGCACAGGAUGUCUGGACUGACCGGGGUCAAAACUAUGCGUGUACAAACGGUUCAAUACAGACCGACAGCAAUGGGUACCAAUACCGGAUAUACUGCGGCUACAGACACAACGGCGACAACUACGAUAUCAAUAAACGACCGGACUACCAACCAUUCCAUGCUGAUACUUUGGACGAUUGUCUAAACUACUGCUCUAGAGGUGGACCACUCUGCCGAGGCGUGCUGUACUCGGAAGGGUUGAGGACCGGGUAUCGGAAUUGCUACCCGAAGAGCGUGAAUGGCUCCGAUCCUUUCAAACUUGUGCCUGACCCCGGCACAACAACCGCCAUUGGUAUACUUUCGGUCAACAGCACCUGCACCAGCAGCUCAUACACCGCGUCUGGGGGUGGAGUGUUCAAUACCUCCUGCGAUACCACUGGAUCCGGCCCUGACAUCAAAAAGGUCCAUAGCGACAAUUUUGAAGCAUGUAUCGACGAGUGUGCGAACUACAGGCCAGAAAAUGGGGGUAACAGUUGCUUUGGCGUCUUGUACGAGCCAAGUGCGUCAGGGGGCUUCCAAAACUGCUACCUAAAAUAUGAUCUUCAAAACCGCACGUCCGGUAACUUCAACUUGGCUGUUCUAGCUGAGGCAGGGAAUGGAAACGGCGAUGACGACUCGAGCAGCAACGCAUGGAUCGCUGGAGUCGUCGUGGGACCCGUAGUAGCCAUCGCAGCGGCUGUUGGAGCAUUCUUCUGGUGGCGGAGGAGACGAGCUGCUAAGACACAACCCAGCGAGGACAAGACCGAAGGCGAGCCUUUCCGGGAUUUAGGGACACCACACGCGAGCAGUCCUUACUUGGAUCAGGUUCCUCCCAAGUAUGACGCCUCGAGCCAGCCACCGACCACUCCCUCUGCGACGUCGAUGCCGACGCCGCCGGCGGCGGCAGAGCUCGGAACCGGUCCACGGCCUACGCAAGAGCUUCCUGCGAGGGAACAGCCCCGAUUUGAGAUGCAGGGUUGA